AUGGGCUCCAUGACCAUGCCAGCCCCCCCGCAGCGCAUGCCUAAGCCCCCCUAUCUCGCUUGCGGGCCGGGCUUCGCCGUGCGCUCCCAGUCCCUACACUCGGUGGGCGGGGGCAGUAACGGAGGUGGGGAGGAGGAGGUAGGCAGCCCCACCUCCCGCAAGCAGCCCCCGCCCAAACCCAGGAGGGACCCGGCUACCAAGCUGACCAUUUCCUCUGAGACAGUGGACCACAGCCCCGCCUUGGUCUGCAGGGGCUGCAGGGCCAAUCCGGAUGGUAAGUGUUAAACAACAAGACUAGCUACUCCAACAUAGCCUGUAAUUCAACAAGUAGCUAAUGGGAACAUAGGCCUACUAAACAGCUAUGAGAAAUAAUACUUAACGCACAACUACGCAAACAAACAAGACCCUUACGCAACAACCAACAAUUACGGGAAAAUACUACACAACUACAACAAAUAAUGCUGCGUACCACCAGCUAAUAAAACAAACUACACGACAACGCACAACUACGCCAACAUUCUACUCAACUACAAAAACAAAACUACACAAUAUACACCGGGUGGUGUACACUGAGUGUACAAAACAUGACAGACUGACCAGGUGAAUCCAGGUGAAUGUUAUGAUCCCUUAUUGAUGUCACUUGUUAAAUCCACUUCAAAUCGGUAUAGAUGAAGGGGAGGAGACAGGUUAAAGAAGGAUUUUUAAGCCUUGAGACAAUUGAGACAUGGGAUUGUGUGUGUGCCAUUCAGAGGGUGAAUGGGCAAGACAAAAGAUUGAAGUGCAUUUUGAACGGGGUAUGGUAGUAGGUGCCAGGCGCACCGGUUUAUGUCAAGAACUGCAAUGCUGUUGUUUUUUUUCACGCUCAACAGUUUCCUGUGUGUGUCCACCAACCAAAGGACAUCCAGCCAACUUGACACAACUGUGGGAAGCAUUGAGGUCAACAUGGGCCAGCAUCCCUGUGGAACGCUUUCGACACCUUGUAGAGUCCAUGCAAUCUCUAAGGGCUGUAAAUGAAUGACCGUCAGCAGCAGUGGGAUUGAAUGAUCCGAGCAGCCAGAGUGCAGUGUACAUGAGGUGCGGCAAUGUGGAUGAACAAAUCAAACAUUUGCUUCUAGUGAGUGUGGCUCAGGUCAGAGGUCAGGUCAGGUCAGGUCAGGUCAUGCUCCUGAUGGUCAUGCAUGGCGUUUAUGUAGGCCUACAUUUAAUUUGUCCAGGCGGCCAAUGUUUGCUACUAUCAUUGGAUGUUGGAUGUGCGUACAGACUUUUUUUUAUUCAUCACAGGGCUGCCUUUAAGGCCAUGGGGCUGCCAGUAGCGGAGCGUGGGUAAAAUCACUGGGGAAGCAAAGCCAAAAGAAAAGGCAUUUUACCACCUAUGUGUUGUGAUAAUUGCGUUGUUUGCUCUAUAACCUGUUAGUUCAUAUGCCUUGCCAUCGUGAUGUAUAGGCCUAAGGCCUGGACAAUAAGAAGACACAGUGACAGAAUAAAUUCAACCACACCUUUGUUUCAAUACAAAACCGGAGAGCAACCUCUAUCCGGUGAAGUCCACAAAGCAUUUUGCAUGUAACAAACAGCUACAUGACCUACAGCAUGGUCAAGCAAGUUAAUGUUUCCGACAUUUUUCAGACUACUAAACAACUAUUGAUUUAGAACCACAGAGACUUAACGCAAGUCGCAAAGAAAACAGGUGCCGCCUCCACUAUUUCAGCACCAUUUCAAAUUCAACAUCACCUCUGCUUAGUCUAAUACAGUGACAACUAAAAGAUACCAAAAACAAUUUAGUCCAAUCAACGUAAGCUAAAUAUGAUGUGGCUGUCCAUGGUUCUGAUUUGUGUGUGUGUGUGUGUGUGUGUGCGCAAGUAGAAAAACAUGUUGACUCACCCUACUUGUAGAGAAAAUUAAACGCCAUCCUCUUUCAUGUUGACGAAACGGUCUAUCACUCUGUCAUACAGUACACGCUUUAAUUUUUUGUUUUCCUAGGCUACCUGGCUAAAAUGCUGUCUCACUAGCCUACCUUCCAUUCAUGGGCAACGUUAGCUAAUUAACAUUAGCCUUCUACAUAUAUACAUUAUAUAUAUACAUAUAUAUAUAUAUAUAUAUAUAUAUAUAUAUAUAUAUAUAUAUAUAUAUAUAUAAUAUGUACAUCUAGCUACAUAUUGAACUUCCACCCAUCUCAGUCCAGGGACAUAAUGUAUGAAUUUAUGGUUGGAUCAGAAUUGCCAUUAUAAAUCAUUGGCCAGUAUGGAGAAUUAAGAAAGUCACAAAUCCCUAUCUCCAUCCAUGGCUAAUUUAGGAAAGGGACAAUUUUAGCUAGCUAGCUACCGGAGGACAACAACACAACAAUUCAAGUUGUUUCUGUCAAUCACGUAUUUCUAUCGAUGCGAUGCGAUAGGAGUGAAGCCAAAUCCAAACUGGCUUCCCAUUACACUUUUUUAUGGUGUGCCAGGACACAGUAACACAACCUGACUACUGACUCGUUCAGGCUUGAGGUUUGAAAGGUGCGUGCGAACUGACCGGUCCCAUUUGUGAUGUGGCUAUGAAAGCUAACCACUUGCAAAAUGCCUCCCCAGAGUAUCUGCGUUCUACAGUGUCUGCUCAUCGGUUUUCUCCAUAAAGCUUUUUAAAAAGCCCACAAAGACCCUGUUUACAUUUGGCAAAGGAAUGUGUUCUGCGAAGGGGUCACACCCGAAGAGAUCAGGGCCGGUUUCCCGAUAGUUUAGGCUUAGGAGUGUUUUAACGAUGCAUCUUUCCUACAAACGGACGAAGAUGAAACACGCGUUUCCCAAAACACCACGCAGAGAGAAACGGUCGCUAAGUGCGUCAUUGGAGCGUGUGUCGAUACUGAUAGGAUAGAAAGAAAGGAAGCUGCUCUCUGAUCAGCUUUCUCCAUUCAAAUCUUACCUUAACAUUAUAAUGAUUUCACAAUACUGAUGACGGAUCAGCCCCUAGAGAGAUAUUACCACCUAUGGCUGCAAAUACGAGGUGGCUUAUUAUUCUCCCCAAUAAAAAUGCCCUAAAAAUCACCAAUUUGACACAUCAUUGCACACACGUUGUCACACAUCGUGAAAUAUGUUGAGCCAAAUUACAGACAGUAGCCUACAAGUAGCAAAAUAGAGCUACAUUUAUUGAACAUGAAAUGUAUUUCAAUAUGAUCGAAAUAGGCCUAUAGCUUACUGUUUAUAUUUUAAUGCAGUCAUCUCGGUUUUCAUUUGAAGCCUCUUUUUAUACGUUGCUUGUUUGUAUCAAUUGCAAAGAUAUUGGCAGCUUUGUAUUUGUAGUCAACUUUGUUCUGAAGUUACCGCAGUCACAGAGAGAUGUUUAGCAGAGAUCUUCUGUGUAUAAAGUGGACAAAAAAAAAAGCAUCUAACGACGCAUUUAGGUUUUCUAGUGGUCUGAGGCAGCCGUUAGAUUAUGAGCGUUUUCAAGUGCAACAAUGGUUUUAAUAACGAUGGUUUUGGGAAACAUCUCAGAGAUUUAACGAUGCUCCUACGAAGGCUCUAACGAUGAACUUAGCCUUAAAAUGCUCUUGGGAAACUGGGCCCUGAUCUUGAUGUCCUGGUGUGAGCCGUUUAGUUUAGCCUAUAUCCGCUUUGUGAUCGGCUCAAAGCGUGUAUCCUCACCAGGUAGAUGAAAGUAAUCUGCUCCGCAUCUGUUGUGAGGAAAAGAGAGAGUAAGAGGUUACUGCCAAUUGUCAAUUCACCUGCAUUUAAUAAUAACAGCAGAUAUCAAAGGAGAGCAGAGGACCGAAACAAAGGAUGGGACACAUUGGAAUAAAGACGGUCAAAGAAUACAUUUUUACAUUUACGUCAUUUAGCAGACGCUCUUAUCCAGAGCGACUUACAAAUUGGUGCAUUCACCUUAUAGCCAGUGGGCCAACCACUUUACAAUGUUUUUUUUUUUUUUUUUUUUUUUGGGGGGGGGGGAUAGCGACAAGGUAACAAAUGGAUGGACAUUGGACCAUCUCUGAUCAGAUAUUAUUUGUACAAAAUGAUUGUAACUUUAUUGACUCUAAAAUCAGUAGUGUGGCCUUGUUGCUUAGGGGUGUAAACUAACGUAGCAUAAAGCACCUAACUAUAAACUCAAUCACUGUUACGCUGUACAGAUGUCCUUCUAUAUCAUGUAGCAUGUAAACAACAAGAUACUUUAACAGAACAAAAAGCACCUCCUGAGCCAGGAAACAACAAGCAUCAAAACGAACUAGAAAUGAACUAUUAAAGUAGUACAGUCUCAAGGGGCUGUGAGAGACUUAAGGGUGAAUAUACGGUCGCAUUUGACCGCGUUGCAGUUUGAUGAGUGUGCCAUUGUGACGGUUGGUUAGGGAGUUGGCCUGGCUGCCUCAGAUUGGAGGGGAUCACCGUGUGCACACAGAUCUUCCUCUGCGCCAAGGCAACCGUCCCACAGAAACAAGCCCCCCCCGUAGCCCGGCCAAUCAGAUCGAGGGCAGGCAGCGCGUGCCAAUGAGGCGGCGGCAACGGUGGAGCUCUAAGGCCUCCCGGCCAAUCGGCGUCGGAGUGUGGGGGUGUCCCUCACCGAGGGGAGGGUUGUUGCAUGAGCCGGAUCGUGCUCUGCGCCGAGCAGGGGGAGGGGCCAGUCAGAGGCAGAAUUCAUUCAGGAGGAGCGACUGACCUAGAUUCUGUUUCCCCCAGGAGGGGGGGGUAAACACAUCCCCUGUGGGGAGGGGGCGAGAAAGCGGGGGAAGGGAGGUGGGGGAGGAUGGACUCAUCAUUAGUGCAUGAAACAGAUCUCAAAAUCCACCAUUCAACCAGUUAGCAUGAUGAUAGUAGUAAUAACAAGCCAUCCGAGUGCAGAGACACAAAGUACACUGACACAUCUGUACACACACUGGACCACGCUGAGCUCAAAUCUCCUAUUGUCACCUCAGGUUGAGAUGCAUGCUGGGAUAUAAAGCCCUGUUGAAUUGACAAACAUGUUUAAUUACAGUGAGUGUGCAUCUUGUGUUUUGGUCGUGUUUUGCCUGUAUGUGUGUGUAGUGGGGAGACUUUAAGUUCAGAGUAUGAAUGUGAGUAUGUAAUAAUAAUAAAUAAUAAUAAUAAUAAGCCAUUUAGCAGACGCUUUUAUCCAAAGCGACUUACAGUCAUGUGUGCAUACAUUUUUACGUAUGGGUGGUCCCCGGGGAUCGAACCCACUACCCUGGCGUUACAAGCGCCAUGCUCUACCAAUUGAGCUACAGAGGACCACAUGUAGAGGUUGGAUUAAGGUUGAGGGUGUAUAUGAAAUCUAUGAAAGGGAUAAAUUGUGUGUGUGUUUGUCGUGAAUGCGGUUUGAGUCAUAGAGAGGAGACCGUGGGACUGUCUCUUUACGUAGUCAUAUACAGUGGGGAGAACAAGUAUUUGAUACACUGCCGAUUUUGCAGGUUUUCCUACUUACAAAGCAUGUAGAGGUCUGUAAUUUUUAUCAUAGGUACACUUCAACUGUGAGAGACGGAAUCAAAAAUCCAGAAAAAUCACAUUGUAUAAUUUUUAAGUAAUUAAUUUGCAUUUUAUUGCAUGACAUAAGUAUUUGAUACAUCAGAAAAGCAGAACUUAAUAUUUGGUACAGAAACCUUUGUUUGCAAUUACAGAGAUCAUACGUUUCCUGUAGGUCUUGACCAGGUUUGCACACACUGCAGCAGGGAUUUUGGCCCACUCCUCAAUACAGACCUUCUCCAGAUCCUUCAGGUUUCGGGGCUGUCGCUGGGCAAUACGGACUUUCAGCUCCCUCCAAAGAUUUUCUAUUGGGUUCAGGUCUGGAGACUGGCUAGGCCACUCCAGGACCCUGAGAUGCUUCUUACAGAGCCACUCCUUAGUUGCCCUGGCUGUGUGUUUCGGGUCGUUGUCAUGCUGGAAGACCCAGCCACGACCCAUCUUCAAUGCUCUUACUGAGGGAAGGAGGUUGUUGGCCAAGAUCUCGCGAUACAUGGCCCCAUCCAUCCUCCCCUCAAUACGGUGCAGUCGUCCUGUCCCCUUUGCAGAAAAGCAUCCCCAAAGAAUGAUGUUUCCACCUCCAUGCUUCACGGUUGGGAUGGUGUUCUUGGGGUUGUACUCAUCCUUCUUCUUCCUCCAAACACGGCGAGUGGAGUUUAGACCAAAAAGCUAUAUUUUUGUCUCAUCAGACCACAUGACCUUCUCCCAUUCCUCCUCUGGAUCAUCCAGAUGGUCAUUGGCAAACUUCAGACGGGCCUGGACAUGCGCUGGCUUGAGCAGGGGGACCUUGCGUGCGCUGCAGGAUUUUAAUCCAUGACGGCGUAGUGUGUUACUAAUGGUUUUCUUUGAGACUGUGGUCCCAGCUCUCUUCAGGUCAUUGACCAGGUCCUGCCGUGUAGUUCUGGGCUGAUCCCUCACCUUCCUCAUGAUCAUUGAUGCCCCCCGAGGUGAGAUCUUGCAUGGAGCCCCAGACCGAGGUUGAUUGACCGUCAUCUUGAACUUCUUCCAUUUUCUAAUAAUUGCGCCAACAGUUGUUGCCUUCUCACCAAGCUGCUUGCCCAAUUUUAUCCCCGAUGUCCUUACACAGCUCUCUGGUCUUGGCCAUUGUGGAGAGGUUGGAGUCUGUUUGAUUGAGUGUGUGGACAGGUGUCUUUUAUACAGGUAACGAGUUCAAACAGGUGCAGUUAAUACAGUUAAUGAGUGGAGAACAGGAGGGCUUCUUAAAGAAAAAUGAACAGGUCUGUGAGAGCCGGAAUUCUUACUGGUUGGUAGGUGAUCAAAUACUUAUGUCAUGCAAUAAAAUGCAAAUGAAUUACUUAAAAAUCAUACAAUGUGAUUUUCUGGAUUUUUGUUUUAGAUUCCGUCUCUCACAGUUGAAGUGUACCUAUGAUAAAAAAUUACAGACCUCUACAUGCUUUGUAAGUAGGAAAACCUGCAAAAUCGGCAGUGUAUCAAAUACUUGUUCUCCCCACUGUAUCAAAUAUAUCUCACUCAAUGAAUUUCAUUCAGCUAUUGUGACCUAAAGACAUGUAACACGUAAUAAUACAGUAAUACGGUUUAUGCUAAAGAUCAUCUGAACGUUUUGUUUUUCUGUUCCUUCAGCGCCACAAGGCUGCGGCGAAGACUGCAAGAGGAUCGCUCCCUCCAAACCCAGGAGGAACCCCACCACCCAGCUGAGCACCUCCUUUGAUGAUUCCUACAUCAGGAAGCACGUUGGCUCCAAGGGUCACUCCCCCUCUGCCGAGCGCGAGCGCAACCCCUCGCCACCGAGCGACGAGAGCCCCAGCCACCACUCUGACUCGGAUGAGCCCGUCUACAUCGAGAUGGGCGCCAGUGUUGGGGGCGGCGGGCACACAGAGGCACCCAAGAGUGAGGACGAGGAGCCGGGAGAGUCUGUGUAUGAGGAGAUGAAAUACCCCCUCCUGGAUGAUAUGGACUACCGCUGGGACCCCCCGGGGUGCCGCUCCGCCUGCCCCACCCCGGCGCCCCUGGACCCAGAGCCCCUCAGCCGCUGCUCCACCCCGCGCAACAUCCCCCUCUGCGACAUCCCUGCGCCCUUCCCCAACUUGCUCACCCACCGGCCGCCCCUCCUGGUGUUCCCCCCGGCGCCGGCCCAGUGCUCGCCAAACUCGGACGAGUCCCCGCUCACCCCUCUCGACGCACUGACCAAGUUGCCCAUGAUGGACAACCCCAGCGCCUACAACAAGUCGCCCACCUCCUCUUCCGAGCCCCCCUUGGCGCACCUCCGCCGGGAGUUGACAGCCACGCCCACCCUGACCGUGUCGGGUCGCUCGUCGGCUCCGCCCUUGCCCUGCACCCUCUACAAGUCCUCGGCCUCCUCGGCCCACGGCUAUCAGCGCAGCCACUCAGCCUGCCCCUCUCCCGUCAGCAUGGGCCGCUGCCUCACGCCGCUUAGCCUGAUGCGCACAGCACCCUUCGACGCCUCCAUGCCUUUCCCGGGCGGGCUGCCGCGCAGCGCCUCCGCCACCCCCCAAGGAAAGGGCUCGCCCCCACAGGACUGCGUGGCCGGGGGCAGGCUGCAUGGGUCGAUGCAGAACGUGUCCACGGGACGCUCGCGCACACCGACCAGCCCCCUGGACGAGCUGACCAACCUGUUCACCGCCGGCAGGAACAUGAUGAAGAAGAACGCCAGCGGGAGGAAGUCCAAGGAGCCCGGGGAGAGUGAGUGUCAAUCAAUCAUUCAGUCAGUCAAUGCAUCUCAUCAUCUAUUUGUCAAUAUGGUUACAGAAUCAGUCAAUAGCUACAUAGCGGUAGAGUAACAAAAUAGUUACUCCACAUGUAUCCAGUCUGAUCCAAUGUGACUGCCGUGCCAUAACCCAUUGACACAUUGUAAAAAUAAAAAUGAAAUUAGUUAUUAGUGGUCUCAUUCGUGUCGCAUCAACGUAACCCCCUUUUCAUCUGGUAAAACAACUUCCAAUCCCGCUAAAGUAGGAGAUGCUGCUGAUAGCAUGUAGGCUAUGCCGUGGGUGUUUUGUGGCUCUUUGCAAGCAUUUCCUCCAUGAGCCCGUUUAAUCUAGGCCCACCGAAUGUAGAUUGAUACAGAUCAUAUGAUUUAAUCUGGCAGGAUUAGGGAGUAGAGCGGCUGACAUGAGGACCUCUCAAACCCUGCAGUGACAUUAAGCCACCACACACCAUUACUCUUAAAUAUGUAAACACCAUGUUUACACACAGGAAGCCAAUGUGUCCAGUCCAGGACCCAGCCCUCAUGUUUAAACACAGGAGGCCAAUGUGUCUAGUCCAGGACCCAGCCCUCAUGUUUAAACACAGGAAGCCAAUGUGUCCAGUCCAGUCCAGGACCCAGCCCUCAUGUUUAAACACAGGAAGCCAAUGUGUCCAGUCCAGGACCCAGCCCUCAUGUUUAAACACAGGAAACCAAUGUGUCCAGUCCAGUCCAGGACCCAGCCCUCAUGUUUAAACACAGGAAGCCAAUGUGUCCAGUCCAGGACCCAGCCCUCAUGUUUAAACACAGGAAGCCAAUGUGUCCAGUCCAGGACCCAGCCCUCAUGUUUAAACACAGGAAACCAAUGUGUCCAGUCCAGUCCAGGACCCAGCCCUCAUGUUUAAACACAGGAAGCCAAUGUGUCCAGUCCAGUCCAGGACCCAGCCCUCAUGUUUAAACACAGGAAACCAAUGUGUCCAGUCCAGGACCCAGCCCUCAUGUUUAAACACAGGAAACCAAUGUGUCCAGUCCAGUCCAGGACCCAGCCCUCAAGUUUAAACACAGGAGGCCAUUGUGUCUAGUGCAGGACCCAGACAAAAUUACAUCAACUGUGAAUUCUGAUAGGUUCCCAACACCGGAGAUUAGCACAUUUCUAUAUAACUUCAGAACCGUUUUUUUUUUCUUCAGUUUUAUGUCGACCAUCCUGUGAGUUUAUUUUAAAUCAUGAAUUCAUGUUAAAUUUGUAUGCAUAAUUCAGCCAUUACUUCUCUCCUGUUGAGACAGAAACUUCAAUGGGCCUAAUGCAACGGAAUAAAACAUGAAUUUGUGUUUGAAACCACAUAGGCUGUGCAUUGCAUAUGCACACUGUACUGCAGUAAUUAAUGUGUAAGCAGUCAGAACUUUCACAUGUUUGUGUUCCUUAAUAAUGGUCACAAGAGCAGUGAAGUGUGUGAGUGGGUUUUUAUCAGAUUGGCAGAAAAGAGCAGCUGGUGAUUUGGAGAGAGAUCUAACAUUACUGUAUCAACUAACUCCAUGGGGGAAUUCCCACCAGUUGAGUGAAUUUGAAUCCAUAUAGUUUUUAAAAAAAGGACUGGACAUGUGUCAAUCAAUCCGCACUUACCUCCCAGAGCUUCAUAGCAACCAUCAACUCCAAGCCAGUCAUAGCAACAGAAGAAGGAGCCUCUCUUAUUUGCAGAAUCCCUCCAUGUGGGGAAGUGGGCCAAUCGCAGCGCAGGUCACGCAGGCUUCCAACUGAUUACGUGCAGCAGCGGGCUCCUGAGAGACAGCCAAGGCUUUUACACCUGAUCAGAGAGUUAUAUUCCUCUGUUAGCCCAAUCAGCUAGUAGAGAUUUAACCAAUCAGGGAAACAUAUUCACAGUCACCAAUCAGGAGAGAGAAAGAAGCCCCCCCAUCUAUGACAGUUGCUGACUUCCUGGAAUUGUACCACAAUUUUCUCUGACUGUUGGAAGUCUUAGUGGUUAUGACAAAUGUUUGCAUCUCGCCUUUUACGCAAUUGCUGUGUAUUUCUUUGGACUGUGAAAAAAUGUAUGCAUUUGCAGUAAUGUCUUAUUGAUGCACAAUUCAGAUUUGUCCUUUAGCCCUUUUUUGGCUCAUAAACUAUGUUUACUCACACUAUGUAGUGGCGGGCAAUGCUGUGACGUCUACGGGUUUUUCUAUCGUAGCACCAGCGUCCAGCCAGCCUCGUGGGUCUCACAUAAUGGCAGGUCCACUGACCAACGUUUUAUGAUUGGUCACGUGCAGGCAUCCUCCCUCUUGCUAUCUGGGAGGAUAGACGAUAGAAUCACAGCUAGCUAGAAUGUCCCACUUUCCUCCUGGUUAACCACCUCUCAGACCCGUACAACCAGCACGCACUGGUGACACGCAAGCCUUGUCAUAUGGGACUAGUAAUGCACCAAAGCGCUCUGCUGGGAAUCAACCAUGCAUGAUGUUUUUUUGUGUGUUUUUUUCUCAGAGAUUUACCGAUGUCAGUCUCUUUUGGGCUGUUGCCUUUUGGUUGUCAGAACGUCGAGGAACGCUCUCUGACUUCUAACUUCCUUUAGAGUUUACAAAUCUGGACAGAUGGAACAGUGCUGCCCAUAGCAAUUUUGUGAAUGAGGGAUCUACGCGAGAGAAAGAGACAAGCAGAGCGAGAUAGAACAUUACAAUCGUUUUAGAAAAAUGUCACCAAAUUCGACAGAUUAAGGGUUGCACACAUCGCACCGAAUGUGGAUCUAGCAUUUGUCUGCCGAUCUUUAAGCGAACUGUGUUAAAAGGACAUUUCUAAAAUGUUCAAUUUGUAAGUCUCUCUGGAUAAGAGCGUCUGCUAAAUUACGUAAAUGUACUGUCUAAAAUUGUAAGGGUACAGCCUGUUGAGGGAACAUUGUUCAUAAUCUCCAGCACCACCCAAACAUCAUCAUGUGAAAAUGGCACGUUUAUAAGUUUUGCAGCAAAAAAAGAUAGAGGAAGAUAAGUGCUUCCAAUGACAUCGUUGUGCAUCAUGUGAUGUUAACCAAUUAUGAGGAGGCAUCGCCUACUAAUCGCCUCCUAAUUGGUUGAUGAUGUCAUUGGAAACACUUAUCUUCCUCUUUUACUACAAAACAGAAAAACGCACAAUUUUCACAUAUGUUGACGUUGGGGUGGAGCUGGAGAUGAUGAAUAUGAAGUUGAAACAUUUUGAAAUGUCCCUUUAAGUACUCUCAGCCAGCAAAUGCUAUUGGUGUGUCUGAGCCAUAACACAGAAGAAGAAACAAAUGAAAUAAGAAUGCAUUCAAAGUGGUUACUGGGCCUUUACCUACCCAUUGAUAAUAGCAUCUAUGCAAGUCACAUCCUGGAUGUCUCUGCGGAACGAAACAACAGCGUUUCAUCCCAGCAUACCAAUAGUUCAUAGCUACCACAGCGCAUGGGUGACACCGCGUGGCCAUAUAGCGGUAGUGCAGUAUAUAUAUAUAUUGUUUUACAGAUGUUCUUUCAUUUUUCAUCUUCUUUAUGGUAUAUAGCCUAUGUUUACUAGUUAUUUUUGUGUGGACAUAACUUGGUAUUUUACGGUACAACGACUGUGUUUCUCCUCUGUUAUAGCCGAGUCCAAGAGUAUGUCUCACAGUGAGUCCAAACGUGAUGGCAAGGAGCGGCACAGUCACAAGGAGUCCAAACGGGAGAGCAAGGAGCGGCACAGUCACAAGGAGUCCAAACGGGAGAGUAAGGAACGUAGCAAAGAGUCUUCUUCUCACCGACGCGACACCAAGGACAGGAGCUGUAGCAGCGUGGAGCCGCUGCCCAGGCGGUACAGCAAAGACAAGGGUUGUAACAGUGUGGAGCCCUUGCCUAUAAAAAUGGACAGUAGAGAUAGAGGUUGUGGUAGUGUGGAACCCCCGCCUGUCAGACGGGACAGCAAAGACAGAAGUGUCCACGGCAUGGAGCCGUUACUGCGACCGGACGGCAAAGACUCUCCCCGGAACGGUGUGGAGUCCAGACACGACAGCAAAGAAAGGCUCAGCCACCAGAACCCACCAGAACUUCUACCCAGGCAAGAUAGCAAAGACCGAACCAGGAACGGAAUGGAUUCGAGACAUGAGAGCAAAGAACGAUUGUACCAGCCACCAGAGCUCCUACCCAGACAAAAUAGCAAAGAUUCACCCAGAAAUGGCCUUGAGUGCAGACGUAAUAGCAAAGACCGAGACAGGGAGUGCUACGGCCUGGAGUCUAGACAUGAUGGCAAAGAACGAAGUUACAAUGGAAUGGAGCCCUUCCCCUUACCCCGACAGGAAAUCAAAGAGUCAGCCAGAAAUGGCCUUGAAGCCAGGCGUGACAGCAAGGACAGAAGCUGCAAUGGCUCAGAGCUGCCCCCCCGGCGCGAUAGCUACGGCAAGAGUGUCAAUGUGGUUGAUCUUAGGUGCGACAAUAAAGACCGGGUUGGUCAAAGCUCAGAGGCCUUGCUCAGGCGUGAUGGCAGAGAUAGGGGGACCUAUAGCGUUGAGCAAUCAAAAGCACAAGCGAGGAACGGUGUAUCAGGGCAACAAUCAUCGACGUCCACACCAACUCGGCACGGUAGACCUGCUGGCAGUCCGCCAAUGGUGUUGGGAACUGGCAAUACAGGUGAGGAAAGCCUAAUUGAAAUUGCACAUACAGUUCAACACAACCAGACACCAGGAAGUGACUGUGGUAAAUGAUUUACAGACACUAAACAUGUCCUCAUCCUAACAUGUAUACAACCAAGGUAGUAAGGUUCCCACUGGGCAAAAACUGGUUGAAUCAACGUUGUUUUUCCUCACGAAAUAAAUUAAUGUGUUGACGUUGAAUCAACGUAGAAAACUGAUUGGAUUUGCAAAAAGUCAUCAACAUAAGGGAAUUGCAUAUUUUUUUCACCCAACUUUUAACCUAAAUCAUGUCAGUUGACAACUCAAUCUAAUAUAAAUCAAAAAAUAGACGUUUAACUGACAUCUGUGCCCAGUGGGUUAUUAUUGAUAUUUGAAAGUUAUUGGCAUAAAAUAAACUUGCUGAAGUAAACUAUAUAUUUAGGCCUACCAGCUGAAGCAAAAUAUCCAAACAUCAGUUUAGCAAAUGUUUGUUAGCUUGGGCAGGUCGGUUUGCAGAAUCUCAUUGCUUUGACUGAAUAUAGGUUUUCAGCAAGGGUUUUAGGGCCAAUGGUUUCUCCUGACCAUGUGACCUGACCAGGGAAAACUCCUAAAUAUAUAUAGCGCUAAUAUACUGUAUAUAUAUAUAUCUCUUAAACAGGAAAACCCAGCUGUAAUAUAUACAGUACCAGUCAAAAGUUUGGACACACCUACUCAUUCAAGGGUUUUUCUUUAUUUUUACAUUGUAGAAUAAUAGUGAAGACAUCAAAACUAUGAAAUAACACAUAUAGAAUCAUGUAGUAAAAAUAAAAGUGUUAAACAAAUCAAAAUAUAUUUUAUAUUUGAGAUUCUUCAAAUAUCCACCCUUUGCCUUGACGAAAGCUUUGCACACUCUUGGCAUUCUCUCAACCAGCUUCACCUGGAAUGCUUUUCCAACAGUCUUGAAGGAGUUCCCACAUAUGCUGAGCACUUGUUGGCUGCUUUUCCUUCACUCUGCGGUCCUCAUCCCAAACCAUCUCAAUUGGGUUGAGGUCGGGGGAUUGUGGAGGCCAGAUCAUCUGAUGCAACACUCCAUCACUCCUUCUUGGUAAAACAGCCCUUACACAGCCUAGAGGUUUGUUGGGUCAUUGUCCUGUUGAAAAACAAAUGAUAGUCCCACUAAGCCCAAACCAGAUGGGAUGGCGUAUCGCUGCAGAAUGCUGUGGUAGCCAUGCUGGUUAAGUGUGCCUUGAAUUCUAAAUACAUCACAGACAGUGUCACCAGCAAAGCACACCCACACCAUAACACCUCCUCCUCCAUGCUUUACGAAAAAAAAUCUCAAAUUUGGACUCCAGACCAAAGGACACAUUUCUACCGGUCUAAUGUCCAUUGCUCGUGUUUCUUGGCCCAAGCAAUUCUCUUCUUCUUAUUGGUGUCCUUUAGUAGUGGUUUAUUUGCAGCAAUUCGACCAUGAAGGCCUGAUUCACACAGUGCCCUCUGAACAGAUGAUGUUGAGAUGUGUCUGUUACUUGAACUCUGAAGAAUUUAUUUGGGCUGCAAUUUCUGAGGCUGGUAACUCUUUUGAAUUUAUACUCUCUGGGUCUUCCAUUCCUGUGGUGGUCCUAAUGAGAGCCAGUUUCAUCAUAGCGCUUGAUGGUUUUUGCGACUGCACUUGAAGAAACUUUCAAAGUUCUUGAAAUGUUCUGUAUUGACUGACCUUCAUGUCUUAAAGUAAUGAUGGACUGUCAUUUCUCUUUGCUUAUUUGAGCUGUUCUUGCCAUAAUAUGGACUUGGUCUUUUACCAAAUAGGUCUAUCUUCUGUAUACCCCCCCCCCCCCAGUCACAAUACAACUGAUUGGCUGAAACGCAUUAAGAAGGAAAGAGAUUCCACAAAUUAACUUUUAAGAAGGCUCACCUGUUAAUUAAAAUGCAUUCCAUGUGACUACCUCAUGAAGCUGGUUGAGAGAGAAUGCCAAGAGUGUGCAAAGCUGUCAUCAAGGCAAAGGGUGUCGAUUUUGAGGAAGUCUCAAAUAUAAAAUAUAUUUUGAUUUGUUUAACACUAUUUAUUUUAUGGUUAAUACAUGAUUAUCCAUAUGUGUUAUUUGACUACAUUUGCACAACUGUUAUAUAUAUUUCUUGAUUUAUGACUUAUGUUUUUUACCCCAUAUGUAACUCUUGUGUUUUUAUUGAACUACUUGCUUUACUUGGCCAGGUCGCAGUUGUAAAUGAGAACCUGUUCUAACUGGUUACAUGGUUAAAUCAAGGUGAAAAAAAAUUUAAAAAAAAAUAUUUCAUCGUUUUGAUGUCUUCACAAUUAUUCUACAAUGUAGAAAAUAGUGAAAAUAAAGAAAAACCCUUGAAUGAGUAGGCAUGUCCAAACUUUUGACUGGUACUGUACAUGAAAUAAGCAACUUACCUAGGGUACUUCGCCAACUGUGCUCAUCAGGUUGCAGUCUAAAAUUAUUUUUGGACUGCAACUUGCUUUUCUAUGGUUUUGACGGGAAGAUACUCACACUGCCUUGACCAGGUGCAGGUGCUUUUUUGAAACAUUGUAGCCGAAAAAGCUAGGAGCUUAGGCUACACAACAUAGAAGUAAAUGCGUUAUCUUAUAGGCAAGACGGAAAAACAUGGUGGUCUUCAAAGUACAAUAUUUAUUCUGGUCUUGAAAGAUGGUAACGGACAUCAAUGCAUGUGGUGGGUCUGAGAUUGUGUUUAGGCUUACAACUGCGUAUUGCUUCACCGUAAGGUUUUGUUUUGUUUACAUGUAAACCAUUAAAAGUUAAUUAAUUAAUUAAAAACGCAUUUGUCCGUCUUUAUAGAGCUGAAACCAGCACUUCCGAAGUAUGGCCAUUCUUCCUCCGCCCCAGUUACACCCUCUCCCUUAGGGACCCCACAGAGGCGAGCACCAGAGGCACAGGUAAGUUGAUGAGAUAGGCCCCUCCUCCAGACCUGGAUCAAUAUAGAUUUGUUUUCUUUUAUUCUUGAGAUGUGCUUGAUUUACUUUCCCUGGUUACUUACCGCUCCGCUUUUCCCCAGGCGUCCCAGAUGCCGUGGAUGUGUGGGGACAGCACCAUGCUGGAGCAGAUUGAAAGGAAGCGCUCCCUGUGCAUUGAGAUCCGCUCCAGGCAACAGCCAGACAGGAACCCCCCGGACCGGAACCUCUGUAAGCAGGACAGCAUGCCUACCCUCCCCACCUGGGGGAAGAGCAACGGGGCCAAAAAGAUCCGGCCUCCCCCCUACCCUACACAAACCACCGUGUUCUGGGACACAGCCAUCUGA
Coregonus sp. 'balchen' is the source of this 15929-nucleotide messenger RNA. NCBI's taxonomy places the organism in Eukaryota, Metazoa, Chordata, Actinopteri, Salmoniformes, Salmonidae. The record is from the annotation of a GenBank genome assembly.